This is a messenger RNA of Anarrhichthys ocellatus (wolf-eel), 4165 nucleotides long. It is a transcript of the gene npas4l, whose product is annotated as neuronal PAS domain protein 4 like. Gene Ontology annotation, biological process: regulation of transcription by RNA polymerase II. The transcript is spliced from 10 exons. The record is from RefSeq and is a predicted model, not a curated record. Gene Ontology annotation, molecular function: DNA-binding transcription factor activity, RNA polymerase II-specific; RNA polymerase II transcription regulatory region sequence-specific DNA binding; protein dimerization activity. Lineage: Eukaryota; Metazoa; Chordata; Actinopteri; Perciformes; Anarhichadidae. Bases 785 to 3103 code for a protein of 772 amino acids.
UUUAAGUACGUUUAGCUGGUAAUACUGUACUUUUGCAGUAGGAUUUUACUUCCAGAGCUCUUACCUGCAAUGGAGUAUCUUUAAAAUAAGUUAUAAGCGUCGAAACUGGUUUAGUAUGUCUACCAUUUUAAAAAAAAAAAAAGAAAAAAAAAAAAGGCAGGGUUGUUUUCAAUCAACCAACCCCUCUGCCGGGGAAAUAGUCCCCCUGUGUUAGGGUGUGUUUGUUGGCUAAUAACGUAAGAAUGAAUUCGUUAAUAAUGAAUAGUCACACAAGCCUUGAAGCGCUCCAUUCAUAUCAAUGCGCAGAACAUUGUGCGUCGGUGCCAGGUGCUGUUGAUUGGCCAUUAAGUCAGUAUUUUCAUAUGAUCUAAUUAACACAACAGUCGCACUCAUUACGGACCAACACCUGCAGACGGUUGAAAUUAUUCGCUAUACACGCACGUGAAACAUCACACUUAUAGCACAAACACGCGCACGCGCUCGCGUCUCUGCUUCAUUAAUGCCGUCUCACAUCUUAACCGCUUCAAGUCGCCCAAUGGGAUCCUGCAUCCGAUCUAACGGGUUAUUUUUAGGGCUCACUUCACUAACUAUAACCCGCCUCCAUCGUUUGUCAUUGCGUCACAACAAGUAACAUUAUCCUAUUGUUUUUUUCCUUCUUCCCCACCGACUGAGUUGGUUGAGAGGUGUCAGGUUUUUGGGGAGCUAUAAAAGGAGGGACGGGCAGAACGGCUCGACACUCUUCAUCCAGACCUGAACCCGCAGAGGUGGCUUCAUCGGCGUCAAAAUGACUAUUUGGUGCAACUCCUGCAAGUGUCACGUCAGCGCUCCGUGCGCCUUUCAUCUUGUGCCCGAGGAUCACCGCAGCUCUUUCUGCAGGAGGUUCAGAUCCACCAAAGGAGCGUCCAAAGCCCGGCGGGACCACAUCAAUCACGAGAUCAGGAACAUGCGCGCCCUGUUGCCCAUCACCCAGGAGGACCAGGAGCGCCUCUCCUACCUGCACUCCAUGGCCGCCAUCUGCGCCUACAUCAGGAAGUCUGUUCUCUUCCAGGGACUCCCGGCUGGGGCCAGAUCACACUGCUCUCUGCCAUACGAGGCCUUUCUUCAAGCCCUGCACGGCUUCAUCCUGGUCACCACCGCACAGGGGAGGCUGGUCUACGUGUCCGAGAAUGUAGAUGAAUAUCUCGGCCUGUCCAUGAUGGAUGUGCUUCAAGGAGACACUUUCUACGACUUGGUGGAACGCUCUGACAUUGAUAUUGUGAAAUCAAACCUGGACAUUGAACACAACUCGCCAUCAGAGAGGAGCUUUAUAUGUUGUAUGCAAACCUCCAAGGCCUUCAAGCUGCAACACGGCAGCUGCUGUUCCAUGACGGUCAGAGGGAGCUUCCAGUCGUUCCCUGAGUCGUGGUCGUCCUCCUGUUCAGUCCGUCCCACCGGCCAGCCUCUGUUUGUGGCCCUCUGCACCCCCACGGUCGACCGCCUGCGGAGCUCCGGCUCCCACUCCUGUGACAGCUUCGACAGCGUCCACAGACUCGACAUGACCUUCACUCAGCUGUCGGACAGCGUUGUAUAUUUUUUGGGGUAUUCGGCAGAAGAAAUGACCGGUCGAUCGUGGUACAGUCUUGUCCACCCUGAAGAUCUUUCUUUGAGUGCAGAUUCUCACAGAAGUUUAUUGCGGGCAGAUGAGGGCUUCCAGGUGGAGAUGGUGCUCAGACUCCAGUGCAAGGAUCUGUCGUGGACCUGGAUCUACAUUCGAGCCAACAAGGAGUCCGAGUGCCAGGGCGUGAGCUGCACCAACUUCAUCAUCAGUGAAAUGGAGGCCCGAUUUCUUCAGAAGAAAAUCAGCAGCGAGGCCUUCGGGCCAUCGCUUCUGGCAAAUUGUGCAGCUCAACAGGCGCCUCACACUCUGACCUACAGCAACACUAAAUGCUUUAAAAGACAGAGGACGUCCAGCAGCCAAAGCGAGGAGCCAGGUGCUAAAGCUAGGAGGGAGACCGAGCAAGACGUAUGCUAUGUGGCGUGCGCCUCCUCCCAAGGCGAUGGCUCACCUGCUCCCUCGGGAGACAGCCCUGCUCUCUUCACCCCUCCGUACAGCCCAGCCUCCUCCAGCUCCACUCUGCAGCAGGAGGAGCUCAGCCAUGACCUCUUGAUGGAUGUGCAUGGAUACACAGAUCAGCUGCUGUCCUCCCCCGAGUGCUCUCCCUCCUAUUACUCCUACCCAGAGGCAGGGCUCACCUGUCACCAAUCACCCUCCGGCUCCCUCGCUUCCGCCGCUGAACAGAGAUUUGACCGGGCAGCCUUCGGCGUGCUCGGCGCCCGCUCUCCAGCCUCCUCCUCCUCAUCACCGACCUAUGAUUUCCAAGCUUGUCCGGCCGACACUCGAUUAGUUCCAGACUGCCCGUCCGUGUCGGACAUGUGCGAGAGCCCGGCGGACUGUGCUCUGCAUCACGACGACUUCAGCCUCCCCGAGCAGCCACAAGGGGGCGGCCUCGUCCAAGUGCAUCAUGUCCCCUACCACGUGUUGCCCGCAUAUUCCAGCCUCCUCACCCCCAGCCAAUCUCCUACAUCAUUAGAGAUGCCACACUACAGCGAGAGGGAACAGGCAGAGAUCAGUAUUCUGGCUCAGCAGAUCUCCUCCCUGGCCAGCAGCUUCGCCAUGUAUCACACGCACAACCAGUUUCAAAAUGCGUCCCGACCCACAACCACUAACACCCCGCCCUCAGUCUGCGACUGGCCCCAUCACCCUCCUCUCCCCUCAGCCCUUCCUCUGAAGCGCGAGCUGAUGCUUGAUGACGGCGUGUUCGACAGCAUCCUGAAAGACCUGGACGCGAGGAAAGCCAGCACGUCGUGCCCCGGCGUUGCAGCGUACAGCUACCAGCAGGGCUCGCUGCGCUGCAGGAGUGGGUCCCAUCAGUCGGAGCCGGAGUCCCUCGGCCUCUCCCCGACCAUCGCAGAGGACCCGCUGCCUGCGGAGCAGUUCACCGCCAUGGAUCCCUUCAGUUUGCCGUUGGGACGCCAUGACCGAAACACUGGGUUGCAUCAACUCAACCACUAUAUGCAGAGUCGCCUUCAGCAAGAUGAACUUGCAGAAGAAAACCUGUACUGAAAUAAGUCUGUGACUUACUGUACUACCACUUGUAUGACAUAUUGUCAGGGCAAUCUUCCUUCCGCUGGAUUCAAAGACGAGUGCGAGCAAAGACAUUUGGAGGACAUCGUUGCUGAGACGCCGUUCCCUCAAAAGACUUCUUUCUGAAUGUAGAAAAGCAACUAAAGUAUAUAACUUGCUCUUCAAGACUUCAGCUUUGUCUUCAUGUCUCAACACUGCUGUCGACUGUUUUAUGUUUUGCUUGUGUCUUAUAUUUUAUGAAAAAGGUACUUUAAAAGAAAAAAAACAAAAACGUGUCUGACAUCACUUCAACACUGAAAUGGAGGUAUAUUUUUCUUCUAAUGCUGAGUGACCACAGUUUACUAUUGAGCACUUUAUCAAUGCCAUUGCCACAAGGAUUUUAUAAAUGAGAAGGCGUGCUGAAUUUAAAGGAAUAUUACCGAUAUUCCAAAGCUACCUGGAUGAGCUUUAACACAUAAAUCAUUCAAGAGCCAUUUGGAAAUGUUUGGUUUUAGGUGCCUUAAAAACAUGAGGGGAAGACACUAAUCAGUUUGCCAAAAAAUAAUAAGACUGUUCUUCUGUUUCUCAGUGGGACAUUAAUGCUUUGAUGUUAUGAAUAAAUAAAUCAAGCGAGAUGAUGAUUGUUCAACACCUACCUCAGUGGUACAUGUGAAUGCAUUCCAAGUCUGAAUUUUAUGAAUUAAUUAUAUUUAUUUUGAACAUCACUCUCACUUAAUAGUCUUAAAAAUGUUUAUAUUUUACUACAAUGUGAAUCUUAAACUUAACUUUAUCCAUUCUACUUUUGUUUUCUUUAUAGUACUGGUACUGAAUGUUCAAUGUUAUUGCGUUAUACUUGACAUUUGAAAUGUAAAUAAAUCAAAUGAAAACUACAUUGGGUGAUGUUGAUAAAAUGAAGUUAUUCAGCGUUUCUUCUUCCACAAAAGCACUGCAGGUGUAAAAUGUACAUGACUCCUGUUAUGACUCCAUUCAUACCUUAAAUGCAAUCAAAACCACAUUCAGUUUGACACCAUUAUUGCCAAUACAGUAGGUAUAUCUGCUGGA